Messenger RNA from Ricinus communis (castor bean), 2470 nucleotides. Its product is annotated as C-terminal binding protein AN. The transcript is spliced from 7 exons. Lineage: Eukaryota; Viridiplantae; Streptophyta; Magnoliopsida; Malpighiales; Euphorbiaceae. Gene Ontology annotation, molecular function: NAD binding. The record is from RefSeq and is a predicted model, not a curated record. Bases 238 to 2163 code for a protein of 641 amino acids. Gene Ontology annotation, biological process: microtubule cytoskeleton organization.
CGAGACUAACGAAGUAUAAGGGUCGAAUCUAACUAAGAGUAGGCCACAGGCCAGAGACAAUUCAACGUCUCCUGGAGCACCGGAGGCAUUUUCCAAACAGUAAAAGGGAAAAUAAAAAUGCCCUCUCGCGCUCUUGUAUAGACUAAAAAAACCCGCAGAAAUGCCCAGAUUUACAUCAUUAAACCCUAACCACCACCACCACCACCACUGCCCGAACCAUACAAGAACGACAACGUAAUGACCAGCACUAAUAUCAGAUCGUCUGCUACAAUGUCCCACCAUAAAUCCUCUUCUCAACCUCUCCCUUUAGUUGUAAGUCUUAACUGCAUCGAAGAUUGCUCCAUCGAGCAAGACUCCUUAGCCGGAGUCGCAACGGUCGAACACGUGCCCCUCAGCCGUUUAGCCGAUGGCAAAAUCGAAUCAGCUGCAGCUGUUCUUCUUCACUCUCUCGCUUACCUCCCUCGAGCUGCUCAGCGCCGUCUCCGUCCUUAUCAGCUCCUCUUAUGUCUCGGCUCAGCUGACCGUGCUGUCGACUCGGCUCUCGCUGCGGACCUGGGGCUCCGGCUUGUCCACGUGGAUACUUCGCGAGCUGAGGAGAUCGCGGAUACAGUGAUGGCUCUGUUCCUUGGCUUGCUUCGUAGAACGCACUUGCUAUCUCGCCACGCGCUUUCGGCUUCUGGUUGGCUCGGCUCAGUGCAGCCUUUAUGUAGGGGAAUGAGAAGGUGUAGAGGUCUGGUUUUAGGGAUCAUUGGUAGAUCUGCAUCGGCUAGGUCUUUGGCCACUAGGAGCUUGGCUUUUAAGAUGAGUGUGCUUUAUUUUGAUAUACACGAGGGAAAAGGAAAAGUAAGUAGGUCUUCCUUAAGAUUUCCACCUGCAGCACGAAGAAUGGAUACUCUAAAUGAUUUACUAGCUGCUAGUGACUUGAUCUCACUUCAUUGUGCUUUAUCGAAUGAAACAGUUCAGAUUCUUAAUGCUGAGUGUUUGCAGCAUAUAAAGCCAGGGGCAUUUCUUGUGAAUACGGGUAGUAGUCAGCUGCUUGAUGACUGUUCAUUGAAGCAGCUUUUGAUUGAUGGGACUUUAGCUGGCUGUGCUCUGGAUGGUGCUGAAGGGCCACAAUGGAUGGAAGCAUGGGUAAAAGAGAUGCCAAAUGUAUUGAUACUUCCACGAAGUGCAGAUUACAGUGAAGAAGUUUGGGUGGAAAUAAGAGAUAAGGCCAUCUCUUUAUUGCAAUCUUUCUUCUUUGAUGGGGUAAUUCCAAAGGAUAUUAUCUCUGAUGAGGAGGAGGAAAGUGAAAUGGGCGAUGAAAAUGAACAGUUUCACAAACAAGACAAAGAAAGUUUUCUGCAGGCUUCUAUUGGUGAGCGCUUGACAGAUGAUAUUCAGGUAAGUCCAGAAAGCACCCGUAGUAAAGUUAUUAAUCAAUCAACAGAAUCUAGCCAGGCUCAGGGUUCUGGAUUGUCUCAAACUACGGCUGCAAGGUCUGAAGGAAAACGCAGCAGAUCAGGCAAGAAGGCAAAGAAAAGACACGGCCGUCAAAAAUCCAUUCAGAAACCGGAUGAUCUUUCUCAUUUAGAAAAAGAAAGCACCUCACAUCGAGAAGAUGAUGCUACUAUGAGUGGUACAGAUCAAGUCUUAAGUUCCAGUUCCCGGUUUGCUUCCCCUGAAGAUUCACGAAGUAGGAAAACACCAAUAGAAUCAAUUCAAGAGUCAAAUGCAGACCAGCUUCUAAGAUCAAGCAAGAAGCUCAGUGGAAAGUCUGGUGAACUGCUGAAAGAUGGGUAUGUUAUUGCCUUAUAUGCAAGAGACCGUCCUGCACUUCAUGUCUCAAGGCAGAGAGUGAAAGGUGGUGGAUGGUUCCUGGAUGCCAUGUCAAAUGUAACAAAAAGAGAUCCCGCAUCUCAGUUCCUUGUUGUUUUUAGAAGCAAGGACACUAUUGGGCUGCGCUCUUUUGCUGCUGGUGGAAAGUUAUUGCAGAUUAACAGAAGAACGGAAUUUGUAUUUGCUAGUCACAGCUUUGAUGUCUGGGAGAGUUGGAUGUUGGAAGGUUCAUUGGAGGAUUGUAGGCUGGUUAACUGUAGAAAUCCUUUGGCCGUUUUGGAUGUACGCAUUGAGGUUCUGGCAGCUGUAGGGGAAGAUGAUGGGGUCACUCGUUGGCUGGAUUAGGUUGUGAAUGCAAGAGUGAAGAUACCUAAUUUUUUCCUGCCAUUUUUGUUAUUUUUCUAGGUUUGUGUUUCCUCAAAACAAUCUGUAAAUCAUUCUUUUCUUUCCUCCUGGUUUCCUACUAUUUUUUUUUUUUGUUCUUUUACUUUUCAAGAUUUAGCAGCUAUGUUAGGCAUCGAGUGUGAUGGGUUACUGGGUUGUUUUGGGCCUCUUGACAAAUAGGUGUACCUUAUAAUUUAUGAGCUCCUCAUUGUUUUUUCAAAUGGAUUAUUGGUUUUCCCUGAUGAAUUGAUAAAGUUCUAUUGCAGUC